AUGAGACAAACGGUGCGGUGCCUCUUCCGUCCACUGCCAGUGUUUCGAUCGGUGGUUCCUUGGAAGAGAAGUGGAUACGGACAGAGAAUCACCAUGGCAAAUGUGUCAACGGCCUCUAACGCCAAUGGCAAGCCUAAUGACUGGCACGGCACCGGCGCUGCAGAAUUUGACAUGAGAAGCGAUACCAUGACCAAACCGACCUUAUCGAUGCUUGAUGCGAUCUGCCAGACCACCCUACUUGACGAUGUUUUCAAUGAGGACCCAGUGACAAAUUCUCUACAAGAGUAUGUGGCAGAGCGGACGAAGCAUGAGAAUGCGCUACUGGUCAUGUCCGGUACUAUGGGCAACCAAGUCGCAAUUCGAACACACUUGGUACAGCCUCCGUACUCGGUUCUUUGCGACCAUCGCUCUCAUAUCAUCUGCUACGAGGCAGGAGGUGUUAGCGCAUUGACAGGAGCGACGGUUCAGCCAGUUAUUCCGAAGAACGGUAUCUACCUCACUCUGGAAGAUGUCCAACGACAUGCAGUGAUCGAGGAUGACGACCACUACUGUCCUACGAGACUGAUCAGCUUGGAGAAUACUCUGGACGGCAUGGUUAUGCCUCUCAAUGAGGCUUGUCGCAUCGCAGAUUGGGCUCAUGCAAACAAUAUCAAAGUACACCUUGAUGGUGCGCGACUUUGGGAGGCCGUGGUUUCUGGGGCUGGGAGCCUGGCAGAUUACACUAGCAUCUGUGACAGCGUGAGUCUUUGUUUCUCCAAAGGUCUGGGAGCCCCCAUUGGUAGUAUCAUUGUUGGGUCCAAGGACUUUAUCAAGAAGGCCCGCUGGUUUCGUAAGUCAAUUGGCGGGGGUACCCGACAGGCUGGUGUAAUUGCUGCAGCUGCCCGGGUGGCCGUUGAAGAGACAUUUGGUCCGGACCCAUAUGGUAAAAAAGGCAAACUUCAGGAGACCCAUUCCAAGGCGAGAAGAGUAGCCGCACUAUGGACUGACCGUGGAGGAAAGUUGCUGCACCCAGUGCAUACAAACAUGGUAUGGUUGGAUUUGGAAGCUUCGGGAGUAGGGCCGAAUGACCUGUCGGAAAUCGGGAAAGAAAAGGGCCUGAAGCUGUCCGGGGGACGUGUUGUCGUCCACUAUCAGGUGUCCGAUGAGGCUAUCGCGAAGCUAGAGCAGGUGUUCGAUGUGGCAUUGAGUGGGCAAUACCAACGCAGCAACAACCAAAGUAAGCCGUACGGUACUAGAUAA
This is a messenger RNA of Aspergillus chevalieri, 1239 nucleotides long. RefSeq names its product threonine aldolase GLY1. The transcript has 3 exons. The coding region runs from base 1 to 1239 and encodes 412 amino acids. Gene Ontology annotation, molecular function: L-allo-threonine aldolase activity. NCBI's taxonomy places the organism in Eukaryota, Fungi, Ascomycota, Eurotiomycetes, Eurotiales, Aspergillaceae. The record is from RefSeq and is a predicted model, not a curated record. Gene Ontology annotation, cellular component: cytosol. Gene Ontology annotation, biological process: L-threonine catabolic process; glycine biosynthetic process.